GUUUCAUUGGUUUGGGUGUGUAUCUUUUUGUUCGAGUCAAACGAACUUGGACCUAUUUUUCGGAAACUUAAAAAAACGUUGACAUAAAGCUGCGCGACCCCUCCAUUCAUCCAAACAAGAAAAAAUAUAUAAAUAAAAUAAAAGCAAUCAAGACAAUUUCAAAAACCUCACAAGCAGCCAAAUAAGCACACAAUCACCAACUACACUUACUGUAUUGUAUUUGCAUAUCGUAUCUGAGAACAUUUUCAACCAUAGGCCUAUCCGAGACAGCCGUGAUGGACGUAAUGUCAUCUUCCCUACAACAGCAGCGCAUUGUCGUUGAACAGCUACGCCGGGAAGCUGCGAUCGAUAGACAGUCCGUGUCGGUAUCGUGCGAUAAAAUGAAGAAGUAUAUAUCGGAGCACGAGCAGGAGGAUUAUCUGUUGACUGGCUUCACCAGUCAGAAGGUAAACCCAUUCCGUGAGAAGUCGUCGUGCACUGCUCUUUAAGCAGGUUUUUAUGGAUGGAUCGAUGGAUGAUAUAUGUAUUUCGUUUUUAAGUUCUUUAUAAAACACAAGCACCCAAAUUAAAUCAGAUAAAUAAACUUGAACAAUAACAAAAGUCGA
This is a messenger RNA of Drosophila mojavensis, 605 nucleotides long. It is a transcript of the gene Ggamma1, whose product is annotated as guanine nucleotide-binding protein subunit gamma-1. Gene Ontology annotation, cellular component: heterotrimeric G-protein complex. NCBI's taxonomy places the organism in Eukaryota, Metazoa, Arthropoda, Insecta, Diptera, Drosophilidae. Bases 276 to 488 code for a protein of 70 amino acids. Gene Ontology annotation, molecular function: G-protein beta-subunit binding. The transcript has 2 exons. The record is from RefSeq and is a predicted model, not a curated record. Gene Ontology annotation, biological process: G protein-coupled receptor signaling pathway.